AUGGGCAACGGCGCCAAAGCUCAGCAGAAGCGCGAGCGCAACAACGAAAAGGGCGGCAAGACGGCCAAGUCCCAGCUCAAAGUGAACGCCCAGGCCAUGGACAUCCAGUGCCAGAUCUGCAAGUCGACAUUCCUCAAGACUACCAAGGCUCCUGCGCUCACCGAGCACGCCCAGAACAAGCACAACAAGGGCUUGGCCGAUUGCUUCCCGACCUUUGCCGCUUCUUCAUGA
This is a messenger RNA of Trichoderma reesei QM6a, 231 nucleotides long. RefSeq lists its product as uncharacterized. The transcript is spliced from 4 exons. NCBI's taxonomy places the organism in Eukaryota, Fungi, Ascomycota, Sordariomycetes, Hypocreales, Hypocreaceae. The coding region runs from base 1 to 231 and encodes 76 amino acids. The record is from RefSeq and is a predicted model, not a curated record.